CCACACUUCCAACACAAGUUUAUAAAGAAAAAACAACAUCACAAUUCUCAAACCCAAACCAAAACCUGUGUAUGUGUAUGUGUCUGUGUUUGUGUGAGAAUUUGCAAGAACAAUGAGCACACUAGUCCGCAACGGCACCAUCACGUUGAGCCGCAGAUACAGAUACGAGGUUCUGGGGCUGCAAGGAAAGGACAAGAUGGUUAAGUCCAUCAGCUACAGACGCAAGAGGGCCAAGCAGAGGAAAAUCUUUCUCACAACCUACAAGCUUUCUUCCUUGGACAACACUUUUGUGGACCCCCAAAGCCCCAAGCUCAAGAAGGUUGCUGUUAAGGUCAAGAAAAUUGUUGCCUCGCUUUUGAUCUUCAUGCGAACCGCUUCUUUCAGGUCCUGCAAUUCCACCUCUGCAAUUUCUCCCACCUCAUCAUCACCAAUACCCAAUAGGAACAACUUUUGAACAUGCCAUGCUUCUCUUUCUCUCAUGUGCUUUCAAUCAUCGCUUCAUCAUGCCUCAUAACGAAUUAAUAAGUUCUUUUUUACUAGUCUAUUUAUGUGGUUGGUUCGUCAUGAAUAUGAUGGCUAGGAAAUGGGUAUCUAAUAUAUUUUGUAUAUACUGCUUAAUCUAAUGUCUACUUUAUUACUUUCACUACCACUAGUAGUUGAGAUUUUUCUUUUAGCUGAAUAAUAAUAUGCCCUGUUUCAGAUUUCUUUCUUUCCAUACUAUGCCCUUUCAUUAUUAACCUUUAAUUAGUGUUGGUAUCAAAGCUUUUGAUGUCAGAAAUGAGAGUAUCUUACCCGAAAUUGUGGUUGUUGUGGAAGUUGAGAAUCCAAAUGGGGUCAUUGAGUACAGGGGAAAAAUGCAAGAAUACAAGUUAGGUGUAGUUUUUGUUUUUAUUGCUUUCGGAGUUAAAAUCAGAGUUUCCUCUUGAUAUUCAAAGACAACACCUAGAUGUUGACUUUUAUCAUGUCAUAAGAUAUAUGAAAGUAAUAUCAAAGUUGUUGAACACCAAAUACAUAA
Messenger RNA from Cajanus cajan (pigeon pea), 1015 nucleotides. RefSeq lists its product as uncharacterized. Lineage: Eukaryota; Viridiplantae; Streptophyta; Magnoliopsida; Fabales; Fabaceae. The record is from RefSeq and is a predicted model, not a curated record.